AAAAAAAAGGUGAAGAGAGAGCAAGACUCGAGAAACGUCGCAGCUACCACGGCCGUAAGCACUCUGACAAUCGCAAAACUAUCUAAAGAUCGGUGGCGCACAAGCCAAGAUGCAUCAAAUUCUAUUUUUUUAGGUUGAGUUUUGCUCAUCUAUUCAUAUCUUACGAGACUAUAACAAUAUAAUUUGUCGGCAGAACCAGAAUGAAUUGUCGCCAUAAAAGAGUGUACAAGAAUGGCCGAGAAAGAAGUUCCAUGUACAGAGAAUGUUAAAAGCCCAGUAUCCAUAUUCUUUAGAGAUAUAAGAUCUAUUUUUAAAUUGGAUGAGCUUGGCCAAGAAAUAGCAAGGAUAGCCCUACCUGCUGCACUAGCUUUGACAGCAGAUCCUGUUGCAUCUCUGGUUGAUACAGCAUUCAUUGGCCAUAUAGGUCCUAUUGAGCAGGCUGCUGUGGGAGUUUCAAUUGCUGUAUUCAAUCAAGCAUCAAAGAUUGCAAUAUUCCCCCUAGUCAGCGUAACAACUUCUUUCGUCGCUGAAGAAGAUACCAUCACGAAAGCAAGUCAGGACCUGCAAAAUGAUAAGAUCAAGGAGCAGAAUGAAGGAGAUGCUGAAGCAAUGGAUACUGAUUCACCAUCAAACAGCGAAAGCAAAAGCCUGAUACCUAAAAAUGGGAGUGUAUGCAAGUCAGAAAAGAUGGCUUCUAGCUUUGAGGUUGUGAAGCCUAAGCCCGAAAAGAGGCACAUUCCAUCCGCCUCGUCUGCAUUAAUAAUUGGCGCUGUCCUUGGCAUCAUCCAAGCAGCAUUUCUAAUCGCCGGAGCAAAACCUUUAUUAAAAUUCAUGGGAAUCAAACCUGGCUCAGCUAUGUCAAAACCAGCAGAAGAUUACCUGAGAUUAAGGUCACUUGGUGCACCAGCAGUUCUCCUCUCAUUAGCAAUGCAAGGAGUCUUCAGAGGAUUUAAAGACACAAAAACUCCACUAUUUGCAACUGUGGCAGGAGAUUUGGCAAAUAUUAUUUUGGAUCCCAUAUUCAUGUUUGUUUUCCGUCUUGGUGUCCGAGGUGCCGCAAUCGCUCAUGUAAUUUCUCAGUACCUAAUUUCAGUUAUACUGUUUUGGAGACUAAUGGAAAAGGUUGAUCUUGUACCUCCUAGUCUCAAAUAUCUUCAAUUUGCUCGUUUUCUUACGAAUGGCUUCCUAUUGUUAGUGAGGGUCAUAGCAGUGACAUUCUGUGUAACAUUAGCUGCAUCAUUGGCUGCACGGUUAGGACCCACACAAAUGGCUGCAUUUCAAGUCUGCUUGCAGGUUUGGCUAGCUACAUCUCUUCUAGCUGAUGGCUUAGCUGUUGCUGGUCAGGCAAUACUAGCAAGUGCAUUUGCUCAAGAGGACUUCAGUAGGUGUACUGCAACAGCAUCAAAAGUGUUACAGUUGGGAGUAGUUCUAGGGCUAGUACUAGCACUCACACUUGGAGUUGGUUUACACUAUGGAGCAAGAGUAUUUACACAAGACGUCGAUGUCCUACACUUAAUUGCCAUUGGUAUUCCGUUCGUCGCAGCAACUCAACCAAUCAAUUGCCUCGCCUUUGUCUUUGACGGUGUAAACUUUGGUGCAUCUGACUUUGCAUAUUCUGCAUAUUCAAUGCUUACAGUGGCUAUUUUCAGCAUUGUGUUCUUGCUCAUUCUAUCAUCAAGUUUUGGAUAUAUUGGAAUUUGGGUAGCUCUAACCAUCUAUAUGAGCCUAAGAGCUUUAGCUGGUUUCGGGAGGAUAGGCACUGGAACCGGGCCGUGGAAGUUCCUCAGGAGCUGAAAGUCUCUGUUAGACUGCUUAUUAUUAUAGACACACGCACACCUUUUCAUACAGUAAAUUUGUACAGUAAACUGAAAUUCUUUAUAAGGACCAAAGAAACAUAGGAGAGACCUUAUAAGGCAAUUUUGUUCAUUGGUGUAUGUACUCUUUUGUAGUUUGAGGAAAUAGGAAAAAAAUUGUAUAUGUACACAGUACUCUUUUCCUUCCAUUACAUUUAAUUCAACAACACUAGUAAAUGCAAUCAUUUUGUUUAUUUUCCCUCGAA
Messenger RNA from Nicotiana tabacum (common tobacco), 2059 nucleotides. RefSeq names its product protein DETOXIFICATION 42-like. The record is from RefSeq and is a predicted model, not a curated record. Lineage: Eukaryota; Viridiplantae; Streptophyta; Magnoliopsida; Solanales; Solanaceae. Gene Ontology annotation, cellular component: membrane. Gene Ontology annotation, molecular function: xenobiotic transmembrane transporter activity; antiporter activity. Gene Ontology annotation, biological process: transmembrane transport.